AUGAGUCAACUUUCUAACCAGUGCCAGAACAUUAGCUUGAGCGAUGUCUUUGCGACUCGUACGGAGGCGGACCGUGCCCACAGAAGGACUAAGAUUGUGUGCACCCUUGGCCCAGCCUCUUGGAACGUGGAGACUUUGGUGGAGAUGAUGGAUGCCGGUAUGGACAUCUGUCGCUUCAACUUCUCACAUGGUGACCACGAGACGCAUGGCAAGGCAUUAGCCCUGGUCAAAGAGGCUCAGGCCCAGAGACCCCACAAGAACAUUGGGUUGCUCCUUGAUACGAAGGGCCCGGAAAUCCGAACGGGUUUCUUCCGUGACGACCUUAAGUCGAUUGAAUUGAAGAAGGGUCAGGACCUUAAGAUUGUUACUGACUACUCGUUCAAGGGUGACUCUACUUGCAUCGCGUGCACCUAUGAGAAGCUGCCGCAGACUGUGAAGCCCGGCAGCCAGAUCCUCAUUGCCGACGGUUCCUUGUCGGUUGAGGUUAAGGAGGUGCAGAAGGACUACGUCGUGACGACGGUUAUGAACGACGCGAAGAUCGGAGAGCGCAAGAACAUGAACCUGCCGGGCGCCAAGGUGGACUUGCCUGUCUGUGGCGAGCGCGAGAUCAAGGACUUUUUGGAGUUUGGUAUCCCCAACAAGAUGCACUACAUUGCGGCUUCGUUUGUGCAGUGUGCGCAGGAUAUCCGUGACAUCCGACAGAUUUUGGGUGAGGCUGGGAAGCACUUCAAGAUCAUCCCGAAAAUUGAGAACCAGGAGGGUCUCCAGAACUUCGACGAGAUCUUGGAAGAAUGUGACGGAGUCAUGAUUGCCCGUGGAGACAUGGGAAUGGAGAUCCCGUUGGAGAAGGUGUUCCUUGCGCAGAAGAUGAUUAUUGCCAAGUGCAACGCCGUGGGUAAGCCGGUUAUUGUGGCUACUCAGAUGCUUGAGUCGAUGAUCAGUGCACCUCGCCCCACUCGUGCUGAGGUGUCUGAUGUGGCGAACGCCGUGCUCGAUGGCUGUGACGCCGUCAUGCUCUCCGGCGAGUCGGCCAACGGCCAGUUCCCCGUGAACGCCGUGCGUAUGCUCGCGCACACCGCUCUCGAGGCCGAGUCCUGCCAGGACCCCGCCGCACUCUUCCGCGCCAUCCAUGGAGCCACGAAGGGCGAGAAGAGCGUCUCCGAAUCUGUCGCCUGCGCCGCCAUUGAGGCCGCUGCCGACGUAAGCGCCGAUGUACUCAUCGUCCAAACCCUCUCUGGCAACACCGCCAGACUCAUGGCCAAGUACCGCUCCAAUGCCACCGUAGUCGCCGUCUCACCUUGCGACUUCACUGUUGCCCAGACCACCCUCCUCCGAGGCGUUAUCGGCGUUAAGGGGGAGACCAUCGAAGACGGCAUCGCAGCCGCCAAGACCCGUGGCCUCCUCAAGACUGGUGACAAAUACGUCGCCGUUCACGGACUCACCCCCUGCCCCGGCAAGAGCAACCUCAUGAAGGUACUUACCGCAUAA
Messenger RNA from Gregarina niphandrodes, 1488 nucleotides. Its product is annotated as pyruvate kinase. NCBI's taxonomy places the organism in Eukaryota, Apicomplexa, Conoidasida, Eugregarinorida, Gregarinidae. The record is from RefSeq and is a predicted model, not a curated record. The transcript has a single exon. Gene Ontology annotation, molecular function: potassium ion binding; magnesium ion binding; pyruvate kinase activity. Gene Ontology annotation, biological process: glycolytic process. Gene Ontology annotation, cellular component: cytoplasm. Bases 1 to 1488 code for a protein of 495 amino acids.